AUGGCGGAAGAAUCACAUCGGAAUGAAAGUACCAUUCCACCUUAUUCUACAGAUUCAUUUGCUACAUCGGACUUGAGGAUACCGGCUUCGAUCCCAUACACUGAAUACCUCAAACUUCAAGAGCAGUUAGAAGAUGUAAUAGCCCAGUUCAUGGCUUUCUACAAAGAGCAUAACCGAUCAGCACCAUUUCCUUCCUCUUCCGCAAAUCCAGAUACUCAACCACCAUUGUCAGGAACCUCACCCGCUAGCAUGCCUCCCAAUGCAUCAACCCCUAAUACCACUUUAACACCCCCUUCCUUUACAUUCACCGCUUCAUCUCAACAACCCUCACCUCAAUCAUCUUUCAACUUUGCACCUCCGCCUUCACCAGUCUUUAGUUUCUCAGAACAACCGUAUCAUCAGCUCUCUUCUCAACCGACCUUUAUUGAACAAUCUAACCAUCAAACCCCAUGUCAACCCACCUUUAGCUUUCCAGGGCAGGCCUAUACUCGACCCUCAUGGGAAGAGUUGCUCGCAAACUCAUUUGAAGAUCUUCUGUGGGGAUAUGUUUCAAUACAGGGACCCGGUCAUGCCACUGACCAUUGCUGGCCUUUAAAAUAUUCCAUUCAAGACUUGAUCGAUCAGAACCUGAUUCCAUUUAAUCUGGUGCUUGAUCGUCCUACUCAGCCAGGCAUGGGAAUAACACAAAACCCUCUACCCGACCAUAGAGCUGGUACUAGUUCAUCCAUUAUCAUCAUAGAAUGUGGAGAAGAGAAUUUUGUUGAUCCCAAAGAAGUCAUAGACCCAAUAAAGGACCUCAUCAUCCCAAGCCAUCCAGUGGGUCAGCUUGACACCUUUGUCCUCACCAUAGAACCCAGAAGGCCUCCCAUCAUUAUUUCUUACCCUUUGUAUGGAAAUCAAUACUUCCCAACAACACUCCAUCGCCCACCUCUUAGACCCUUUAACUUUCCACCCCAAAACCCUUCUUUCCUCCCUUUGAAAUUUGUUUACCAAGACACUGACCGGGUCCCUAAAAAUUACUUGGUGGGGCCUAUGGUAGCUCAUAUGCAAGGUCCCUUCGAAGGAGAAGGCAGGGCCCUACUACGGCUAGGAAGGAUUAUGCCUUCAAAGGCUGACAAAGGAAAAGCAAAGGUAGGGGAGACAUCAGAGGAAGUUAGGUCAAAGGAAAAGGAAGCAAGAGAGGAGGAUGAACUUCGAAGAGCUAUUGAGAAGUCCAGAUACAAUGUGGUGGACCAAUUGGCAAAAGUACCUACCCAGAUAUCUAUUCUUAGACUUCUCCUCACUUUUGAGCACCAUCGUUUACAGAUCAUGGAAGUAUUUCGGAGGGCUCACGUCUUUCCUAGUAUUCAACUAGAAAAGUUGGCACAGAUGGUUAGUAUGAUUCUGGUACCCAGGACCUUCACUUUCUCUGACGAUAAGAUCCCUACAGAURGCACAUCUCAUAAUUUACCAUUGUGCAUCACAGUGCCAUACGAUUUCAGUGUUGAGUUAGAUUUUGCUCUCAUGGGUAUUGAACAAGAGGAUCCUGAUGAGGAGGUUCCGAAGGAACUUCUUGAUCAAGUUGAGCGGAUUGAAGAGAAUAAGCCAAAAGCCGAAUCUGAGAUAGUAAACCUGGGUACUGAGGAUGAACCAAGAGAAGCAAUUAAAGGUCAGGCUAUAGCAGGUUAUUUGGUAGGAAGCCCUUCCACUGGUUACGAUGCUUUGGUGACAAAUUUUCCAGAUGAAUCCAUCUUAGAGGAUAAUGUUGAACCCAUUGACUUGUAUAAGGAUAUGGAACCUGCAUAUAGGCGUAAAGUAUACACCUUCACGGUAGACGAAGAAGAGCUUUUUGGGAAACUGUGGUUCUAUGACAUUAAGAUUUUUUAG
Nelumbo nucifera (sacred lotus) is the source of this 1866-nucleotide messenger RNA. The record is from RefSeq and is a predicted model, not a curated record. Lineage: Eukaryota; Viridiplantae; Streptophyta; Magnoliopsida; Proteales; Nelumbonaceae.